AUGGUCAUUGGGAGCGACGUUAUUCCCCAAAUUCUCACACAAGGACUAUAUCAUGUUGCAGACGGCACACUCCUGGCGCAGAACACGAUAUUCGGAUGGAUAAUUAGCGGACCAAUAGCUGAAAAGGUGACGUCAUUCACAACCCAAGUCAUGGAACCCUCGAACGAUGCUCUCAAUACGCUAUUGAAGAAAUUCUGGGAGCAGGAGGAAGUAUACCCUACCCAACCCCGUUCAAAGGAGGAUGAAUACUGCGAGAACCUGUAUGUAGCCACGACAACCCGUCAAGAAAAUGGAAGGUACGUUGUAAAACUGCCUUUCAAGCAAGAAUUUCCUACCACUACAGCACUUGGCCAUUCUCGUCCGGCAGCACAGCAGCAGUACUUAAGCGUAGAGAGUACGCUGCAACGAAAACCCGAACUGCGCGACAAAUAUAACGAAGUGCUAGAGGAGUACGGACAAAUUCUGUCAGCGGUAGCGAAACUGUUCGACCCGGCAGGAUGGCUAUCGCCAAUAAUGGUCAUGGCGAAAAUCCUCCUCCAACAACUCUGGAUGGAAGGGACCGGGUGGGAUGAAGCGGUAAAACCAGGCUCUCUAACAAAAUGGAACUCAUUCCGAGAAAGCCUUCCAGCAAUAGAAGACAUAAAAAUACCCAGGUGGGUGCAGUUCACGCCAAAGCAGUACAUUGAACUGCAUGGAUUUUCGGACGCCUCCGAAAAGGCAUUCUGUGCCUGUGUCUACAUAAGAGUCCAACUCGGCGAAAACUCGUUCGCGUCCUCACUACUUGCCGCAAAAAGCAAGGUUGCACCCCAUCAGACCGUAAGUCUGCCCCGCUUGGAACUCUGCGGAGCGGUUUUACUCUCAAAACUGAGUAAGCAAAUCCGAUCCGAACUCAAUCUGCCCUCUCAUGAGUUAAUCCUUUGGACAGAUUCCGCGAUCGUGCUGGCCUGGAUGGAGAAGCCUCCACAUACGUGGAAAACAUAUGUGGCCAACAGAACUUCCCAAAUUGUGGAAAAUGUAAAUAAUGCCCCUUGGCGCCACGUUCCCAGUCACGACAACCCUGCCGAUUUAGGCACCCGGGGGUGCAAACCUCAAGAUCUUGCCGCAAGCACUCUCUGGUGGAGAG
This is a messenger RNA of Rhagoletis pomonella (apple maggot), 1123 nucleotides long. RefSeq lists its product as uncharacterized. The annotation marks the transcript as partial. The transcript is spliced from 3 exons. NCBI's taxonomy places the organism in Eukaryota, Metazoa, Arthropoda, Insecta, Diptera, Tephritidae. The record is from RefSeq and is a predicted model, not a curated record.